Neltuma alba is the source of this 4157-nucleotide messenger RNA. Its product is annotated as protein RMD5 homolog. NCBI's taxonomy places the organism in Eukaryota, Viridiplantae, Streptophyta, Magnoliopsida, Fabales, Fabaceae. Gene Ontology annotation, molecular function: ubiquitin protein ligase activity. The transcript is spliced from 2 exons. The record is from RefSeq and is a predicted model, not a curated record. The coding region runs from base 2716 to 3870 and encodes 384 amino acids. Gene Ontology annotation, cellular component: cytoplasm; GID complex; nucleus. Gene Ontology annotation, biological process: proteasome-mediated ubiquitin-dependent protein catabolic process.
UGUUCGAGAAAUUCGAGAAGAGGUCGAUUGAAUGUUUAUGUAGAUUUUGAUUGUUUUCUCUGCUUCUGUCUUCUCUGAGUUGUCUUACAUAUUGAAUUCGUAGUACCAAAGAAGUGGAAGUUCGUGGUAAUAUUCUUAUAAGCAUUUGUAAGAAGCCCGAUAUUGUGAUCGAUUGAGAAUUGGGCAAUAUGAGAAGAAAGUAAAUUGUUCACUUUUUGCCUUUUAUGAUUGCAUUCUGUGGAGUUUGAUUCGUGCUGCUUAAGACCCUUGUUUUUUAUGGACCUAUGUGAGAAGAAGGGUAAUUAUGAGAAUUUCGUUUAGGUAUUUGAUUCUGAUGUUGUCUAUUGGAGGACAAACUCUGUAUAAUAUAAUUGUUGUGGACAUUGCAAUCUAUGCUUACCAAUAAUGAGUUUUUUUAUCCUAUUAUACGGGAAAGACUGAUUCUUGGUAAAGAUAUGUGUGUUGAUUUUGUUUAGCAAAUUUUGUUGUUGCUUGAGUGUGGUUUUGUUGCAAUGAACUACUUCCAGUCAAAUGAAGGCGGUGCUUCAUUUUCAUGUGACAUCAAACUAUAGAAUUGUGGUUACAUUUAGGUCCCAUUUGGUUCAAAGCAUUGAAAAUGAGAGAUAGGGACUAGGAUUGCAAUUGAAAAAAAUUAUUAAAAAAGUCUUUAGCAUAAGCUAUUGCUUGUUACGUGGGAUUAGGCAAACCCAAGGAGGUAGGAUUGGGGAAUACCCCUUCUCCCCAUGGCAUUCCUCAAUCCCAUAUACAUGGGUUUGUCUAAUUCCAGGUAACAAGCAAUCUCUCAUGUUAAAUGCUCUUUUAAUAUAUUUUCUCAAUCUCAAUCCUAAUCUCUAUCUCUCAUUUUCAAUGCAUCGUACCAAACGGUACCUUAAUAAGUUAGGUCAUUUGAAAAAUAUUACUACAGCAUUCACUGGAGGAAAUAAAAGGGUACUCCUAAAGAAAGGACCAAUGAUUGAUAAUGGAUAACUGAUUAUAUUUGGUUAUUUGCUUGAGGUUUCAAAUAUCCUUUAUGAUUGGUCAUGGAUAGACGACCUCUCUCUUAUCUCUCUCUCUCAAACUCUUUCUGGUUUUAAUACUUGAUCAUAAUGCAAGAGAUAUGUCCUGGUGCUUUCUUGUUAUAAAAAGUAUUCGGACAAGUGCAUUUCAGGCUUCUUUCUUUCUUUUCUCCCCUUUAUGACUCUUGCAAAAUGUGAAAGAGAAACCACCAAUUACUUUGCAUACUUGAACAUGGGGAAAAUGGGAAAGUACCAUCUAUAAGGCAACAAAUUAGCUUUUUAUUUUUUUGUAUAGAAAAUGAUCUGAUUGUAUUGAUAGUGUAGUGGUGUUGAUUUCACCUGAAAUUGACUCAGCAUGGCUUUAUUCUGAUAUCUCUUGUGGGAUGAAGACCCACAUUUUCACGUAACAAUUAACAAGUAAAUAGGCUCAUGCUUUUUCCUAGUUUGGGAGAAGCUUAUAUGUUAUUUUAAUUGGAUGAUUCUUAUGUGCAUUGCCUAAAGCUGUAAAGGUUUUCUCUUGUUUUUUUUUUUUUUUUUUGGGAAGAGUCAUAUUUGGAGCUGAUAGUUUAAUUAGAGAAUUCAGACCUUCAUGUUUAUCUACCUGUUACUGCUACAAUUGUUGGUUGUUUGGUGUCCUCCAUUAAUCCCAAUUGUAAGAUGCCUUAUUCUGAAACUUUUGUCCUCCUGAGUUACCUCACUUUUCAACUCACAUGUCAGAUUAGCUGUAGAUCCUCAUGCGAAAUGAAUCAGGAUAUUCAGAAGAUUUAUAAUUAUAAUUCUGGCUGUAUUUCUUACAAUAUUGGGAUCCUGGUAACAACUGGGUUGAAUAGUUAAAGGUAUAAUCUUAAUUAGCAUAUUAUUGAAAAUCUAGAGCAUAAACUAAACAAAACGGUUUGGUAUUCCUGGUUGAGUCAUUCUCAAAUAGUGGGCUUGCUGCUGUUUCUUUUGCUUCUGUGGCCUUUGCCCUUUAUUCCCCCCCCCCCCCAAAAAAAAAAAAACUAAACAAACAGCUGAGAGUCUUCAAGAGUUUUGUUGCAUAACAUUCCGUGCCCUUCUCCAUUAAUCAAUAUCACUUAUAUAGUCUGACAUAGAAUGACACGCAUCAUCAUAUAACUAACAUACUAUUGUGGCACACAAGAUACAUGCACAAAUAACUGACUCAUGAGCACAAAAUCUCUGGAAUUUGCAUGCUUAGAGUAAGACAUCUGAGCAUCCUACAUAAUAACUGUCCUAAUGGUUCAUAAAAUAUUGACAAUGCAGACAACAAGUUAAAAUAACUUCCUAAUUGUCAUUCCUGCCAAUAAUAGGCCCCACCUUAUUCGCGGAUUCCAUCCCAGGCUUCUUCCUUUGUCUAGUGUAGGUUAUAAUGGGUGGUAGAAUCCUAACAGCUGUAGAAUAUGAGAUAUGAGGAAUAUAUAUAGCAUGAAUGAGAAGCUAAAAACGUGAUUGGCACCUUUUUAUACUGACCCCCUGUGGUUUCCCUGUCGUUAAUUUUGCAUUUUGGAGCUCUUUUGAGUCAUUUUUACCAGUGUUGACUAAAUCCAAAUGAAAGGGUCUUCUGCGUACAAGCCAGCUUGGAAGUGAUUUUUGAGCUUUCUUGUUUCAUAAAUCUUAGAAAGUAUGGCCGAGUCCACUUGGAGAUUCUCUACUAUGUUUAUUUAGAGACUUAGAUGAGUGGCUUCUUACCAAAGUACCAAAGAUGGAGCUGAAUAGUAUUAGAGAUGCAUUUGACCGUGUAUCUAAGAAACAGAAGUUAUCUACUUCUAAGUUCCAAGAAGUCAUUGAUCAGGUAGGGCUUGAAAUUGAACAGGCUUUGGCGAAAAUUCAGUCAGCUCAUGACUCAGCUCCUGGAGACCAGAAAUCUAUACUCACAGAUCUUAAGUUUAAACUUAAUGCUAUUGGGGCGCUUCAACAGCUAGAAGGACCACAGAAAGAAUUGAAUAUAAGUCUUACCAAGUACCAAAAACUUCUGGAGAAAUCCUUAAAUCCUGAUGUAUCCAAGGCAUACAGAAAUGUUGACUUUGACUUUCACAUUGUGAAUCAGAUUAUUGCAAACCAUUUUUACCGUCAAGGGCAAUUUGACCUUGGAGAUAGCAUCAUGAAUGAAGCUGGGGAACCAAAUUUAAAUUCACUAAGAUCUCAAUUCCUGGAAAUGCAUCAGAUUCUUGAAGCUAUGAGAGUUAAGAACCUCCAACCUGCUCUCACAUGGAUCUCUGCCAACCGAGCUAAACUUAUCCAGAGUGUUUCCAAUCUCGAGCUUAAGCUUCAUACGCUGCAGUUUGUAGAGGUCCUGCAAAAUGGAACUCAAGCCGAUGCCUUAAAAUAUGCCCGAACUUAUCUUGCUCCUUUUGCUUCCCUCCACAAGGAUGAGUUCCAAAAGCUUAUGGGUUGCCUCUUGUAUGCAGGAAGGCUUGACAACUCCCCUUAUUCUGAGUUGAUGUCCCAAAUCCAUUGGGAGAGGACUACCGAAGAGCUGACACGGCAGUUCUGCAUUCUCCUGGGACAAUCCUACGAGAGCCCAUUGAGUGUGGCAGUUGCCGCCGGAGUUGAAGGGUUGCCUACACUCUUGAAGCUGGCAAAUGUAAUGGCAGCAAAGAAGCAAGAGUGGCAGGCAAUGAAACAGCUGCCAGUGCCCGUAGAACUGGGAAAGGAAUUUCAGUUUCAUUCUAUUUUUGUCUGCCCAGUGAGUAGGGAUCAAGCAAGUGAAGAGAAUCCUCCAAUGCUGCUUCCAUGUUUGCAUGUUCUUUGCAAGCAAUCAAUCAUGAAGUUGUCGAAAAGCAGCACCCGACCCUUCAAGUGUCCUUACUGUCCAGCAGAAGCUGUAUCUUCACAGUGCAAGCAGCUCCAUUUCUGAUUUGUGUUUAUCAACAGACUCAUAAAUUUGGUGUGUGCAGUGAAUUUUUAGCAUUCAAAUCCUGCUGGUUUGUAUAUAAAAGUUCUUUCUAGAUUCGCUGUUACAUUUUACAAGACCAAUGGAGUAAAUAAAUAUCCAAAAAAGCUGUUCAUAACCUGGUGCUAUCAUAUCUGUUUUCUGGGUAGAUCAACUUGUAACUAUUAACUAAGCAUUCAAGUACCUGCUUCUACAUUGAGAACUCGUAUGAUUGCUCUUGAACUUCUCUUUAUUAUAAUGAUUAUUUUCUA